Messenger RNA from Wasmannia auropunctata (little fire ant), 1894 nucleotides. RefSeq lists its product as uncharacterized. The record is from RefSeq and is a predicted model, not a curated record. The transcript has 4 exons. Bases 29 to 1894 code for a protein of 621 amino acids. Lineage: Eukaryota; Metazoa; Arthropoda; Insecta; Hymenoptera; Formicidae.
UUGAUUUAGAAAGUACAAUUUGAUAAACAUGAAUAAAGAUGGUUCAAAACACAAAAAAAGGAUCUAUAAAUAUUUUCUAGAUCCUACAUAUAAACCAUCACAAGUAGAUCCUCGAACGGAUAAGCGAUGGAGAAAUAUUCUGAGCACGACAGAUAUAAACAAUGAAUUAGCAGACAACACAUCAAAUUUUAAAGAUCAUUUAACAGAUGGAAGCUUUAGUCCUUUACAUAAUGAAAGUAACAAAUUUGACCAAGUUUCACUUAUAUCUAAUAUGAUUUUUACUUUGAAAGAUGAAGAUUCAGAAAACUUAAGCAUUAAUUCUGAAUGUUAUCAAGAAUCUGAUAGCAAUACUUCUAAUAUAUUUUUAGAAAACUCUUGUGACAACUUAUCCAGUGAAAUUAGAAAUGAAACAAUUAUGUUUGAAGCUGCUGGUCUUACAAUUUCUGAUGUACUGAUGAUGAUAACUGGCAUCUGUCUCCGAUAUAAUUUAUCAAACUCUGCAAAGCAUGCAAUAAUUAAGCUAGUUAAAGUAUUAGUUGGACCAAAAUUCGUUGCGUGGAAAGUUAAUAGCUAUAACAUAUUACAACAAUGUAGCCCACCUGAUGAUAAAAUUUUAUAUACAUUUUAUUGUACUAAAUGUUACUUAAAAUUGAUGGAACCUAUUACAAAAAAUAAUUUUCGAAAUCAAAUUCGAUUUUGUGACACAUGUAAUAAUCAAUAUAAACUUUCAAUGCAAUCUCCAAACUAUUUCAUAAGUAUUGAUAUUUCAUAUCAAAUUAAAAUGUUAUUAGAAGAUAAAGAUAUUCUACUAAAACUAUUAGUAAAUUUAGAUUUAAUUAAUAAUAGUACAAAUUCAGAAAAUUCUUCAAUACACGAUAUUUACGAUGGUGAAUUAUAUAAAAAAUUGUCUGACAUUAAGUGUAGUCAAUUUAAGACAUUAACAUUCAACUUUAACACCGAUGGUGCAGCCUUAUUUCGUAGUUCUAAAUUGUCUAUGUGGCCAAUACAACUAAUUAUAAAUAAACUUCCUGUUGAAUUGAGAUUUAAAACUGUUAUACUUGCUGCAUUAUGGAUUUCAGAUUCAGAACCUAAACCUGCAUUUAUGAAUCUAUAUUUAUCAACGCUUGUAGAAUCAGCAAAAGAAUUGCUACAAUCUGGUAUAACAAUAAUUAAUCAUAAUCAAUCGAUUAAAUUUAAUUUCAUAUUACUCUGUUCAUCAGUUGAUUCCGUUGCACGACCUAUAAUGCAAAAUCGUAUGCAAUAUAAUGCAUUUCAAGGAUGUAGUUGGUGCUACGCGUACGGUCGUCAUGUGAAAGGUGCUAUGCGUUAUCCAAUGUCAAAACAAGAUCCAGACUUGAGAUCACAAGAAUCUUAUCUGAAAGAUGUUGAUGAAGCAAUAAAAUUACAAAAAAUAAUUAGAGGUGUAAAAGGUGAAUUUCAAUUAAUAAAAAUGCCGCUGUUUGAUAGUAUUUGGGGUUACCCCAUUGAUUAUAUGCAUGGUAUUCUUUUGGGAGUAACUAAACAGAUGUGGGACAUUUGGACUACACCUGUACAGUCUGUUAAAAAAUCUGGACCACUGUGGGCUACAUCAACAUUUCCCUAUGAAAGCAAUAUAUUUCAUUUAAAGCAAUUUGUAAAUGGACCUAAAGGUGUGCGAAAUCAAAUAAUAGAUAAACAUUUAAGACUUGCGAAAUAUCGACAUUCCGUAGCCACUAUAGCACUUAGUACUGAUGAUAGUUUCCAAUUUUGUAAAGAUUUAUUUGAAUACCGACGAUUAAUGCAAUAUACAACUACUGAAAGUGGUAUAACAUUUAUUGGUAAAGAUGCGUAUUUAAAGGCACAGUAUUUCAUAGUAUCUUAUAUGAACGGUCAAAGAAGACCAAUGAUACCGUAA